AUGACCACGAAUUUGUCUUUAUCGACGGCACUGUGCCCACGGAGCCCAGUGAAGGUAUGCCCACCUCUCCCUAUUCCUUCAAAAUCAUACCGCGACACUAAAUUCAACGCAAAACGAAAAGGAAGCUCGCUUGUAGCAGAACAAACCUACGGCUUUCUUCCCACCCCACUCACCCCCUCCUCAGCCAGAUCCGUUCUCACCGACGCAAUCGAGUACAUCCAAGCCGCCGGUCCCUUCGACGCAUUGCUCGGCUUUUCUGAAGGCGGAAUCCUAGCAGCGACCCUCCUCGCCGAGGACGCGCACCACCCCUUCGCUCAUUUCAAAUGCGGUGUGUUCUUGAGCUCCGCGACACCGUUAGAUCCCGAUGUGCUCCACACCGACGGUGAAAUUAGCAGGGAUGGGGAGGGGCUGCAGUUACGAGCCCUCGAUCCAGCCGUCGACGGAGUGGUGAUCCGGGUCCCGACGGCACAUGUGCUCGAGGAGGAUCUGAAUCGGCUCAGGGGAUUGUCGCCGAUGGCUCCGCUAUGGGAUCGAGAGGGGACGAAGGAUCCGCAGGAAGGGCUGGUGGAGAUCUGUGACGCGAAGGUCGUGGAGACGGUGAGGCAUGCAUUGGGGCAUACUGUGCCUGGGGCAAAAGGCGAGGUUGAGUUGGGGCAGGUGGUUAGGGCUAUUGAGAGGACGGUCGAGAGGGCUUUGGAGUAA
This is a messenger RNA of Aspergillus melleus, 702 nucleotides long. RefSeq lists its product as uncharacterized. The transcript has a single exon. Gene Ontology annotation, cellular component: nucleus; cytoplasm. The record is from RefSeq and is a predicted model, not a curated record. NCBI's taxonomy places the organism in Eukaryota, Fungi, Ascomycota, Eurotiomycetes, Eurotiales, Aspergillaceae. The coding region runs from base 1 to 702 and encodes 233 amino acids.